ACUCCCGCGCAGUUGUUGUUGGAGUAUAAGCAACAGCGGCAAGAGGCGCGGGAGGAAGGAUCGUGGAAAAGAAUUCGCGGCGCAUGCGCGGCGGGGCCUAAGGCAGGCAGGAGGGUGGGGAGGAGAAGGAGGAUUGGCGGACUCGGUUUCGUGCCUCUUUCUCUCCCUCCCUCUUCACCGGAGCCGGAAAGCGAGUGAGCGUUGAGGGAAGACCCCCCCUCCCUCCCUGCAACGCUGGGCCGGGCGCUUUGAGGUCCCGAGCUCGGGCGAGUUGCCGGCGGCGGCGGGAGGAGGGUCCUUGACGAGACGCUGUUGCUUUCGUUGCCGCCACCGCCUCCUCGCCGAAGCGCCGUCUCUCUCCGUCCCCGCCCGGGACUGAGUCCAUUAGCUACAAAAUGGCGGACGGGGAGCUGAAUGUGGAUAGUCUUAUCACCAGGCUGCUGGAAGUGCGAGGAUGUCGUCCAGGAAAGAUUGUGCAGAUGACAGAGGCUGAAGUUCGGGGCUUGUGUAUAAAAUCACGAGAAAUCUUUCUUAGCCAGCCCAUACUUCUGGAGCUAGAGGCGCCGCUGAAGAUCUGUGGUGACAUCCACGGUCAAUAUACAGAUUUGCUUCGAUUGUUUGAGUAUGGGGGAUUUCCACCUGAAGCCAACUAUCUAUUUCUGGGGGAUUAUGUGGAUAGAGGCAAACAAUCCUUGGAAACCAUCUGCUUAUUACUUGCAUAUAAAAUCAAAUAUCCAGAGAAUUUUUUCCUCCUGAGGGGAAACCAUGAGUGUGCUAGUAUUAAUCGCAUCUAUGGAUUCUAUGAUGAAUGUAAACGGCGGUUUAAUAUCAAGCUCUGGAAGACAUUUACAGACUGUUUUAAUUGCCUGCCUAUUGCAGCCAUUGUAGAUGAGAAGAUUUUCUGCUGCCAUGGAGGACUGUCACCAGAUCUGCAAUCAAUGGAACAGAUUCGAAGAAUUAUGAGACCCACAGAUGUUCCUGACACAGGCUUGCUCUGUGACCUGCUGUGGUCUGAUCCAGACAAGGAUGUGCAGGGCUGGGGUGAAAAUGAUCGUGGUGUCUCCUUCACUUUUGGAGCUGAUGUGGUCAGCAAGUUCUUGAAUCGUCAUGAUUUGGAUUUGAUUUGUCGAGCUCAUCAGGUAGUUGAAGAUGGCUAUGAAUUCUUUGCUAAACGACAGCUGGUUACCCUAUUUUCUGCUCCUAAUUACUGUGGAGAAUUUGACAAUGCUGGUGGCAUGAUGAGUGUGGAUGAAACUUUGAUGUGCUCUUUUCAGAUUCUGAAACCAUCUGAGAAGAAAGCAAAGUACCAGUAUGGUGGACUGAACUCUGGACGUCCAGUCACCCCACCUCGCACAGCUAAUCCUCCGAAGAAAAGGUGAAGAAAGGAAUAUCAUAGAAAAACCAUCAGAUCUAUUAAGGACAAAACUCCAUAUAUACAGUAUAUAAUAAGUGUGCACUGUAAAACCAUCCAGCCAUUUGACACCCUUUAUGAUGUCACAUCUUUAACUUAAAGAGACGGGUAAAGGAUCUUUAAUAUUUUCUAGUUGACAGAUGUGCAACACUGUAUUGUAACAAGUAUACUCCAAGCUCUAAUAACCAACAUAGAGUAAAAUCAGAUCUAAACAAAUUAUUUUGGUUGCAUAUUCACAUCACAGUUUUAAAGUUGACCAACAUCCCAAUUUAAGCUUGAUGUAAUAGUUAAAUCAGAUGAGAGCAUGAUGUUUCAUUUGUGUAAUGUGGUCUUACUGUUGCUUGAUUGCCUUUAUUUCUCUUAUUUUGUAGCUAGAAUGAUGGCAAAGUAUCUAGUCAUGUUCCCUGGCUGAAAAUGAUUUGUGGAAGGGAUUUUUGGGGCAGCUGCUGUUCUCCCUCUUCCCAGUAUUCUUGCUAACUAAAUGUGUGCCCCUAUAAUAGGAGUUUAAAGACACAAACCAAUCUCAAGCUCAUGACUUCGGUAGUGCUCCUUAUCCAGACAACCCAGCAGUCAGUAUUUCUCAUGACAAAAAACUUAUUACUUUUUAUCUUAGAUUGCCACAGAAUGGAUUUGUUCACUGCACCAUUUUAAACUAACAUUACACUCACAAUGACACUUCAUUUAACUUAAAUAGGGCAAGAAUGGUAUUACUUAUUAGUCGAAAACUUGAUUAUGUGGUACCUUGCAUUAGAUUUUAUUAGCAUGAAACACCUUUUGGCAUGCUUAGCUUCCUGAUAAUGUCAUAUUUGCAUUAAAGUGCAUUCUGCAUAGCUAACCAAACAUGAAGAUCCUUCUCUGAUAAGCCUGGAAAAGCUAGCUCUGUUUUUCCUCUCCUCUUCCCCGCCCAACUGUGCACUCUGCCCCACCUUCCAGGAGGGUAUAUUUAAAUGGCUGUUGAUCAUUGAGCAGUAGGUUAACUAUGGCUAGUGGUGGUUGGACUGUCUAAUAUUGCCAUGUGAAUGUUCUACAUGAUUGUAAGGCUUAUGUCACUAAAGAUUUAUAUCCUCUGGAUUUUCAUGAUCAAGGUUCAUAUACUAUUGUAGAAACUUCUGCUUUGUAGUGUACUAUAGUAGCAAUAAUUUCUGUACAUGAUCAAGAGUUGAUGCAGUAUUUCUUUUCCUGUUUUCCUUAAAGGGUUCAUAUUGACAAAUGGCAAAGUGUAAAGAAAUGUGCAAAGAUUGUAAAUGGAUAAAAAUUGAAAGGCAGCGACUUGAUUGGAAAUUAAUACAUUUUUUUUAUUGAACACUGUCAAAUGUGCAAAGAUUGUAAAUGGAUAAAAAUUGAAAGGCAGAGACUUGAUUGGAUAUUAAUACACUGUUUUUUAUUGAACGCAGUCAAAUUUAUAAGAUUACUUAGUAGGGAAGCUUCCAAUUUAAAUUAUUCUAAAUGUGCAACAAUGUAGAACUCUUUAAUAUUGUCUUUGCAAAUGUUAAAUCGAGAAUUCUAGCAACUUGCAUUUAAUGAACUGACACGUAUUAUGCAAGGGAUUUCUGGCAAAGUGAAAAGUUCUUACAUGGAUUUAAGUCUCUUUUCUAAUUCCAUUUUGUUUUAAAACACAUAUUAAAUGUAGGAUUUUUCAUUUAGUAAAGUUGUUUAAUUGAUUUGAA
Zootoca vivipara (common lizard) is the source of this 3078-nucleotide messenger RNA. It is a transcript of the gene PPP1CB, whose product is annotated as protein phosphatase 1 catalytic subunit beta. Gene Ontology annotation, biological process: regulation of circadian rhythm; circadian regulation of gene expression. Gene Ontology annotation, cellular component: nucleus; cytoplasm. Gene Ontology annotation, molecular function: protein serine/threonine phosphatase activity. The record is from RefSeq and is a predicted model, not a curated record. Lineage: Eukaryota; Metazoa; Chordata; Lepidosauria; Squamata; Lacertidae.